Trifolium pratense (red clover) is the source of this 1965-nucleotide messenger RNA. Its product is annotated as kinesin-like protein NACK2. The annotation marks the transcript as partial. Gene Ontology annotation, biological process: microtubule-based movement. The record is from RefSeq and is a predicted model, not a curated record. The transcript is spliced from 8 exons. Gene Ontology annotation, molecular function: microtubule binding; microtubule motor activity; ATP binding. NCBI's taxonomy places the organism in Eukaryota, Viridiplantae, Streptophyta, Magnoliopsida, Fabales, Fabaceae.
ACUUGGGUGGGAACACCGGCAGUGGCAACUCCUUCGUCUAAGGUACAUAGGAAUCUGGCCAGUACUCCCGGUGGUUCCAAAAUUUGGGAAGAGAAAAUUAGGGUCACUGUUUGGAUGAGGCCACUGAACAGGAAGGAACAGUCCAUGUACGAUCUAAUUGCUUGGGAUUGUUUGGAUGAGCAAACCAUAGUAUUCGAGAAUCCAAAUGAAGGGAGGCCUGCAACACCGUACACCUUCGAUAGAGUUUUUGCUCCUGCAUGCUCAACUCAGAAGGUUUAUGAUGAAGGGGCAAAAGAUGUUGCAUUAUCAGAACUUUCUGGAAUCAAUGCAACCAUAUUUGCUUAUGGGCAGACGAGCAGUGGCAAGACAUUCACGAUGAGAGGCAUCACUGAAAAUGCUAUUAGGGACAUCUAUGAUUACAUUAAGAAUGUUGUUUCGGAAAAGACACGAGUUGGAGAAUUGCAAAAUGAAGUUGCUAGGCUCGAAGGAGAGUUAAGAAAACCUGAACUGUCUGCAGAUGAAUGUCUAAGGUCUUUGCUAGAUGAAAAGGAGUUAAAAAUUCAGCAGAUGGAAAAAGAUAUGGAAGAUCUGAAGCGACAGAGAGACCUUGCACAAUGUCAACUUGAUCUUGAAAGAAGAGCAAAUAAAGUUCAGAAGGGAUCAAUUGAUUGCGGGUCUUCUAGUCAAGUUGUCAGAUGUCUUUCUUUUGCUGACGAAAAUGAAUUAGAUAUUGUUAAACAUACUCCAGAGAGAAGGGUGACAGUAAGCAGGCAGGCAAUGCUGAAGAAUUUAUUGGCUUCUCCUGAUCCAUCAAUACUUGUUGAUGAAAUCCAAAAGCUUGAACAUCGGCAGCUACAAGUCGUUGAGGAUGCCAACCGAGCACUUGAAGUGCUGCAUAAGGAUUUUGCAACCCAUAAUCUUAAUCAACAAACGGCUGAUACCAUGUCGAAAGUACUGUCUGAAAUAAAAGACUUGGUAGCUGCUAGUUCUACAGCGGAUGAAAUCGUGAAAGCAGACAAGACCAACCUGAUGGAAAAGAUUACUCAGUUGAAAAAUCAAGGGAACACUAUUUCAUCUUUAGAGAGGAAGCUGGCGAAUGUUCAGAAAUCUAUAGACAAGUUGGUAUCUGCUUUUGGUGGCACCAAGGAGACUCCAGACUGUAAGACACAGCCUAGAAGGAAGAAAAUUCUUAGCUUAAACAACAGCCCCGGUAUGCAACACAUAAUGCGAGCUCCUUGCUCACCUCUCUCUUCUUCUUGUAAAGCAAUGGAACAUGAAAUUGAGAACAGAGUUCCCAACAUUUCAUCCCCUGGUGGUGAUUCUUCUGCAAGGUUGCAUAAAGAUACCUCACAAAAGGAUGAUGAAAGUAGCCCUGCUUCGCGGCAAUCAAAAUCAGUGAAUGUGAAGAAGGUUCAGAAAAUGUUCAAGAAUGCUUUUGAGGAGAACAUUCGGAGUUUUGGAGUUUAUAUUACUGAGUUGAAAGAGCUAGUGGCUAAACUGCAUUACCAGAAGCAACUUUUGGUUUGCCAGGUUUUGGAGCUUGAAGCUAACAAGUCUGUACCUGAAGAAAUGGACACAAUUGAUCGAUCUCCUUUAUCAUGGUGCAUACUAUUUGAACAGCAGAGAAAGCAAAUUAUUAUGUUGUGGCAUUUAUGUCACAUUUCUCUGGUGCACCGAACACAGUUUUAUCUUUUGUUAAGAGGAGAUCCUUCUGAUCAGGUAUAUAUGGAAGUUGAACUUAGAAGAUUGACAUGGUUGGAACAACAUCUGGCAGAGCUUGGGAAUGCUAGUCCUGCUCUUCUAAGUAAUGAACCUGCAGACUUAGUUUCGGGAAGGCAAAGGUGGGUCUCGUUAUGGUGCAUAAGCCAAACUUAUGCACCGUGCAUAAGCUUGCUUCCUACACCACAACAUAACCAGACCCGCCCAAGCCCAACUCCCGUUUCUCAAAACUGAUCGCAUUAAUUG